Molecule: messenger RNA, 1081 nt
Organism: Fomitiporia mediterranea MF3/22
Lineage: Eukaryota; Fungi; Basidiomycota; Agaricomycetes; Hymenochaetales; Hymenochaetaceae
Exons: 6
Coding region: 85-942 (285 amino acids)
Cellular component (GO): COP9 signalosome
Source: RefSeq, a predicted model, not a curated record
CCUCCUCAGUCUCGACGAACUUGAGCACUUCAACGAGAGAACUAUAACUAACUCGACAAUAGUAUUACAAAAGGGAAGAUAAAAAUGGCGCUUGAUCUCUCAGCAAAUACAGCAUCCAAAUUAGAACCGUUCUUGUUGAUGUCAAAAUCCGCCAAAGGCGCUGCGGCGGCGAAACUCAUAAUGGACGCGACGGCUGCACCUGGUGUUUUCGUAUUCUCAGAGUUGUUGGAGAUGCCGAAUAUACAGGAGUUGUCGAAGUCCGAGCAGGCGCCAUAUCUGACACUCUUGCAAGUCUUCGCACACGGGACGCUUGAGGAUUACAACAAUGUAAAACAGACUGCGACUCUACCGGAUUUGAACGAUGCUCAACGGACAAAGCUACGACUCCUGACCAUCGUCUCACUUACUCUCGACCAUCGGAUUCUUCCAUACGAAUUACUUUUACGAACAUUACAAGUACCGACCAUCCGUGAAUUAGAGGACCUCAUCAUCGAUGGCAUUUAUCUCGACAUCAUGCGCGGGAAACUCGAUCAGAAAGAACAACAGUUUGAGGUAGAAUGUACUAUCGGGCGAGAUCUUGGACCGGGAAAGUUAGAGAUCCUACUGAACUCUUUACAAGAUUGGGCACGUACGACCUCCGCUGUACUCUCCACGCUCGAUGCACAACUCGCGCAGCUUGCAUCUCAAGGGAUGGCUAAGAGACUUGAACGAGAAGAACACGAGCGAGCCGUACAAGCUACACUUUCAGAUGUACGGAAGGAGAGCAAAGCUUCGGGCCGUACGGCUCGGGGUAGCAUGUAUGAUAGGGAGCGGGGCGAUGGAGAGGCGAUGGACGUUGAUGAACCACGGGGCUCCUCAGGCUCGGUGGACGCUGCGAAGGGAAGGAAAUUCAAACUGCAAGACUAUGGAAAGACUACCGCACGAAAGCGGAACCGGUUCUAGUUUAAGCAUAAGCUGGUUACCUGCUGUGUUAUUACCUUUCUGUUGUCGUCUUUUACUUGCCUCACACGCACAUUUAUCUGUAUUCCUUAUCAUUACUCCAAGGGUCGAAAUAACGUUGCUCUAAGCUGAUUCGCUUCAA